AAACAAACCUGAUCAAUAAGUGUUGUUUUUUGAAAUCCAAGUGUUUUUGUUAUUUAAUUGUUUCUAUUUCUAGAUAAUGGAUAAAUUAAGUGAAGAUAAAAUAGCUGAAAUCCGUUCAGUUACCCAGGUUGACAAAUUGGUUGAAGAUUUAAAAUUGGGUAAAGUCAAUGGAUGUUAUCUUAAAGCAUUUCGGACUAUGGAUUUACUGGAAAAAGGGGUAAAAGGUUGUGCCUGGAAUUCUGCCCAAGAUUUGAUUUCAAUCUUUACCUGUAUUGGUGAUCUUCUUUCUAAAGCUGACCCCAUCGAAACUGUACCCACUAAUAUCGUCUUGCGGGUAUUGAAAGGUAUCAGAGAUGAGUAUGUAACAGCUUCAAGUAAAAAUCCAGGUGAUAAAUCUAUUGGAUUUGAUACUGAGGAAUCGUUACCUAAAAUGAUGAUUAGCGACGAUUUAGCUACCCAUGAUUAUGCCCAGCCAUUCAAAGAUCUGAAGGAAAAUAUUAUAGAUUAUCUUAGCGAGUUGGAUAGUGAAUUGGAAGCAUCAGUUGAAAAUAUUGCGUCAAAAUCACUUGAACAAAUAUCAUCUGGCCAGGUUAUACUGACUGCUGGAAAAUCAAAAUCUGUCGAGGCCUUUCUCAAAUACGCAGCUAAAUACAUGACUUUCCAAGUAUUUGUAGCUGAAUCUGAACCCUCUGGUAAUGGCACGGAAUUAGCUAUGAAAUUGGCUGAAGCUGGUAUCAACACAAUCUUGAUUCCGGACUCUGCAAUAUUUGCAAUCAUGCCUAGAGUUAAUAAGGUUAUUAUUGGAACUCAUUCUGUAAUGGCCAAUGGAGGCUUAAAAGCUGUCAGUGGAUCUUAUGCUUUAGCUUAUGCUGCCAAAAAUCAUUCGGUUCCUUUAACUGUUUGUACUCCUAUAUUUAAAAUAACUCCAAAUUAUUUAAUUUCCCAUGAUCAAGUAGCUUUUAACAAAUUCGUGUCACCGCACCAAAUUUUGCCGUUCCACGAGUCUCCUUUCUCUACUGAAACGGAAGUGGUUAAUCCAGUUUUUGAUUAUGUCCCUCCUGAAUUAGUAAAUGGUUUUGUUACUAAUUGGGGAUGUUAUACACCGUCUUAUGUAUACAGAUUACUGAGUGAAUUGUAUCACCGAAGAGACUAUUUAUCUUGAAUUUAUCAUUUGUAACAAAGAUUAUCAAGAAUAAAAGAUAUUUUGCAACUCGUAAAAUUAAA
Molecule: messenger RNA, 1224 nt
Organism: Tetranychus urticae (two-spotted spider mite)
Lineage: Eukaryota; Metazoa; Arthropoda; Arachnida; Trombidiformes; Tetranychidae
Gene: eIF2Bbeta
Product: eukaryotic translation initiation factor 2B subunit beta
Biological process (GO): translational initiation
Cellular component (GO): eukaryotic translation initiation factor 2B complex
Molecular function (GO): translation initiation factor activity; guanyl-nucleotide exchange factor activity
Source: RefSeq, a predicted model, not a curated record